CAACAGUCUGGUGGGGAUCCUCCUGGACAUGCAGUACUAUGUCUGUUUCAUGGCGUCUGAUUCAUGGUCCGACCCUCCCAAUAAGGCCAUCUGCACGACCAGUUCAAACGGCAUCCGUCCCAUUGUGUCGUCACUCCCUGCACUCUGGCGAUUCAUGCAGUGUCUGCGUAGUUUCUAUGACGAGCGGAAAUUCAGAUACUUGGUGAAUGCUGUCAAGUACUUCACGACGUUCCCCGUCAUUGUAUUUGCAACUCUGUUCUCUGCACGGGUGUCGACAGCAUUCAGCCUCGAAGCACUCGACGUGGAAAAUGUGGACUGGAUCAUCAUUCUAUGGGGUAUUUCUGCCUUUGUCCAUGCUCUUUACACAUUUUUCUGGGACGUAUACUGUGACUGGGGACUGUUCCAGCUACAACACUGCACCCUCCUUCGACCUAAACGUCUCUAUAGCUGGAAGAGUUUCUACUAUGUUGCUAUUGUGGUAGACUUGAUCCUGAGGUUCUCCUGGACACUCAAACUGACGCUGGCCCUAGCGUGGCACGUCGACUCUGAUGUCAUCUACACUGCCUUGGUGGCUGGGGAAAUGUUCCGCCGUUUCAUGUGGAACUUCUUUAGAGUGGAAUACCAGCAAACGUUAACUCCAUAGGAGUUUUUUUUGUCAGUUUUGUGCAGUUACAGGACCUGUUCAUGUGUGUGCGUUGCAACUGUGUAUGCACCUACCUAAAUACCUAGCUAGCUAGCUAGCUAGCUGUGUACAAAGUGUGCGAUCGACCCAUGACUGCGCAUGCGUGUAAUCGCCCUUGAAAAGGGCGGAGCUGGCUCCGUAGAUCGACGUUUACCGCUCGUCGCGAUGCCAGUGAUCAAGCCACAGAAUAUCUCGACAUUCAGCAGCGAGGAUUCCAACCAUCCUGCACGCAAUCUACUAAGCUCUGACACGUACCGCAAAUGGAAAUGUGCGACUGGCGGAGAGAAACAAGCCGUUGUCGUAUUUGAGUUGCGGACACCAGUGCAAAUUCGUAGUGUGGAUAUUGGCAAUGAAGGAAGUGCAUUCGUGGAGGUGUUGGUAGCACGCUCCUCAGCUGCUGAUGACUACAAGGUGUUGCUGAUGGCCUCUUCUUUCAUGACCCCUUCUGAUAGCAAGACCUGGAGGAACACGAACAGAGUUCGCAUGUUUGGGCCAGACAAACUGUCAAAGGGAGUGGUGGAGCAGAAGUGGGACAGGGUUAAGAUUGUCUGCACCCAACCUUACAACAAGAAGGAGCAGUAUGGUCUGUCUUUCCUGACCCUCCACUCUCCUCCUGAUGACUCUUCAGGCACGGGAGACGAGGAGAAGACCACACCCAAAACCACACCCACCAAACCCAAAUUGGGAGCCUUCUCGUUGAAAGAGGAGCCAAAAGCGUUACCAACUGGCUCCCUGUUCUACAAGAAGGAGGGCAGCAGUUCGCAGGGGUCAGGAGUGAGUGCCGCAGCCCAGGCUCGUAGCGCCACUGCUGCUGCCCUCCAGAAUAGCCCCUCCCCUAGCCCCGCCCCUAUCAGGGAGAAGAGGAGGAGGGAGGGUCAUGGGAGGAGGGAAGAGGAGGGAGAAAAAGACGGGAAGAAAAAGCCUGCCGGAGAACAAAACAAAACCAAAGCAUUGUCAGCCAGAGACAGCAGAGGACCAAUGAGUGGUGUGGUGUUCUCUCUGAGUGGGUUUAAGAAUCCCUUCAGGACAGAGCUAAGAGAGAAGAUGGUGGAGAUGGGUGCUUCCUUCACACCCGACUGGAACUCUUCCUGCACACAUCUCAUCUGUGCCUUCCCAAACACACCAAAGUUCAACCAGGUUAAAGAGGGUCGCGGUCUGAUUGUCACAAAGCAGUGGGUAAUGGACAGCUACGUCAAGAAAAAGAGGCUGCCAGCCAGCAAGUACCGUCUGUCAGGAGGAGGGGACAGUAGUUCAGAGGAAGAACAGGUCUAUGACAAGAGGGAGAGAGAUCUCUUUGGAGCCAAGGCCUCUGAUGCCAGUGGAGGAAGGGUGUCAGAGGAGGGGGUGGGAGUGGCAGGAGGGGACAGGAAGGCAAAGGCAGUGGUGGGAGAGAAGAGAAGUCGAGAUCAGCUGGCUAACGAGGAGCAGGAGGACCCUUAUGGGCGCUCCACUGACGAAGAGAUGGAGAGUGAUGUGGCAGUGAAGAGUAAGCCAGCGGCUCCAGGCUCCCAGCAAUCAUCAGAGUGUGACACAGAGGAUGAGAUACAAAGGAUCAAAGCGGAGCAGGAAGAGUACGCUGGCACCACCGAGACGGACACUGACACCACUGGUGAGGGUGGGACCCUGCAAUCUCUGGCCAAUCUCCCGGACCUCUUCUCCCAGAGCCACUUCAUGCUCCAUGGAUUCACAGGGGGAGACCUGAGACUAGUGUACCGCUAUGUCACUGCCUAUAAUGGGAUCACAGUCUUGCCUGCAAUGAGCAGUAUGAGAGGGGGUUUCGAAUUACUGUACCUGAUGUUACAGCAGAAAUGGAUUGUGGAGAACUACAUGAGUGACAAGGUGUCUUAUGUGGUCACAUCUCAGGGAUGGGACUCCCAGUUUGAUCAGGCUCUGGAAGACAACAGCAGUCUGAUAUUUGUGAGGCCCCAGUGGAUCUUCAAGUGCCACGAAAAACAGUCUCUAGUGCCCUACCAGCCGUUUGUGGUGGCCCCCUCCUGACUCCUGUAGAUCUACACAAACUGUUGUACAUGUAUAGACCUCCGUCACCACUGGACCGUAGUAGCGUACCAAACACGAACGCACACAGAGAGAGCUUGUUUUGGAAUAAUUACAGCGAUUAUUUUUGUUGGCGCCACCCGUUUUGACACAGCUGCUGAUGGUA
Messenger RNA from Geodia barretti, 2843 nucleotides. NCBI's taxonomy places the organism in Eukaryota, Metazoa, Porifera, Demospongiae, Tetractinellida, Geodiidae. The record is from the annotation of a GenBank genome assembly.